This is a messenger RNA of Ornithorhynchus anatinus (platypus), 5258 nucleotides long. It is a transcript of the gene MEGF9, whose product is annotated as multiple EGF like domains 9. NCBI's taxonomy places the organism in Eukaryota, Metazoa, Chordata, Mammalia, Monotremata, Ornithorhynchidae. The transcript is spliced from 6 exons. Gene Ontology annotation, molecular function: extracellular matrix structural constituent. Gene Ontology annotation, biological process: axon guidance. Gene Ontology annotation, cellular component: basement membrane. The record is from RefSeq and is a predicted model, not a curated record. Bases 1 to 1491 code for a protein of 496 amino acids.
AUGGCACCGGGCCGAUGCCCACGCCCCGCCCGGGCCCCCCUCGGCCGCCCCCCGGCUCCCCGCGCCGCCCACCGCGCCGCCCGCCGGCACCACCACCACCGUGCCACCACGGUCACCCACCACCACCAUGACCACCACCACCACCACGCACCACCACCACCACCCACCGUUCACCCCCGGCCCGACCUCCACAUCCCACCAGACAGAGGAGGAGACAAGAGGAGGAGGAGGAGGAUGCCGAGGACUGCCCGGCCGGCCAGCCCCGCGCCCGAAGAGUUCAUGUGCAACUGCAGCCUUGUCGGAAGCCUGAAUGUGACUCAGUGUAACCAAACCACAGGACAGUGUACGUGUCACCAGGGCUACACGGGGCUGCACUGCGAAACCUGUGAGGAGGAGUUUUACCGGGACCAGCCCCAGGGGCACUGUCUGCCUUGCAACUGCAGCUCCCAGGGAGCUGUCAGUUCCCUCUGCAGCAGCUCUGGGAAGUGUCAGUGUAAAGUGGGCGUGCAAGGUGUCAAAUGUGACCAGUGUCAAGAUGGGUAUUACGGACUCCAUUCGAAUGGCUGCGUGCCCUGCCAAUGCAAUAAUCGCUCUGACAGUUGUCAUGCCAUCACAGGAGCUUGUUUGAACUGCCAAGGAGACAGUGAAGGAGUCCACUGUGAAGAAUGUAAAGCCACUUUCUACAGGAAUGCCACUGCCCCCUACUCAUGCGUCCGCUGCCCGUGUUCAGAAGUGACAUCUACCGGUACCUGUCACAUAAAAAGCGGACAGCUGGAACCUGAAUGCAAUCAAUGUGCGGAAGGUUACACGGGGAGGAACUGCAACAAGUGUGACCAUGGCUAUUACAACUCUGACAGCAUCUGCGUGAAGUGCGAGUGCCACGGCCAUGUGGAUGGGGUCAGAUACCCCCAGAUCUGCAAGCCCGAGAGUGGCGAGUGCAUCGAAUGCCUCCACAACACUGCGGGGUUUCACUGUGAACAAUGCCGGGAAGGUUUCACCCGAGACCUCGACGGAAACAACUGCACCGAGGAAGAAGUCACACCGGAGGUCCCGACCACCUGGAGGCCUACCACUUUGGCCUCCAACGCCACGCUGCCGCCGCCACUGCCCACCACGGUACCAAACAGCACCUUCUCCCCCACCACGGUGCAGACGAUAUUUUCCAUAGGCUCCUCGGAAAACAGUACCUCAGCCUUAGCUGACGUCUCGUGGACCCAGUUUAACAUCAUCAUCCUGACGGUCAUCAUCAUAGUGGUGGUGCUGCUGAUGGGGUUCGUGGGGGCCGUGUACACCUACCGGGAGUACCAAAACCGGAAACUAAAUGCCCCCUUUUGGACCAUCGAACUGAAGGAGGACAACAUCAGCUUCAGCAGCUACCACGACAGCAUCCCCAAUGCUGACGUCUCCGGCUUGUUGGAAGAUGACGGCAACGAAGUGGCUCCCAACGGACAGCUGACGUUGACCACUCCCAUCCACAACUACAAGGCCUAAGCCAAGAGACAGCCGGACUCAUUGAAGGCCGCUGGCCCACAGAGCCCGCUGCUGGAUCAAGGCCAUGGGUGGUAGGGAGCACCUGGGGGCCGACCCACCCUGUCAGAGCUGACUGAGAAAGGCGGGGAAUUUAGUGUGUCGGAAAUUUUCAGAUGGAGACCGGAAACACAUUCAGCUCGGCGCCCUCCGGUUCCCCCUGUGAAGACCCUUAAGAGUCAUGGUUGGAAGGCACUUGAUGGAAAAUCUAUUUUUGUACCAAACCACCCCAGGGUGGGCCAAGGUCACACUCCCUUGGUGUCCCCCCAAAUCACCUGCUGUUCUUUUCAGCUCAGUUCCAGGGGAAGCCAGACCAAGCCGAGAGCCAGUUAGAAGAGAUCACGUGCUCGGAGGACGAAGGACUCUUGGACUCCUGGUACAUGUUUCAUCGACAUGGUGGGGACGAAGUGGAGCGGUGGAGUAGGGCGGUGUCCAUUUCACUGUACUAAGAAUCAUUUAAAUGAGGAAAAUCGAUGACCCAUUUUCAUCCCAAAAAGCAAGUGCUCCUUUUUUUUCUGCGGCUGGGGCUGGGACAUUCCAAGAAGAUCAUUCAAUGCCUCUAAGUUUUUCCUUCAUGAAUCCUCACUCGUCGGUGCGAAUCAAAAGCAGGGUAGGCUCUCAACAGCAGAAGAAAAGGAAAGCAAGGCAGCAGGCUUCAAUUGGGAACUCGAGACCCCCUCUCAGGGUCACUGUGUAAAUUAUCACCCUAUUCCUGCCUCCAAAGAAGCAGUGUGUGUAUAGAAAAUGCAGAAGAACUGAAUAGCAUUUGUAACUAUUUGUAAAGAAAAACAAAAAAAAAACCCCAUUUCAUAUUUUAUCAUCUAGAAUUUAUUUGUACAGCAGGUAGCGGCAUUGUAAAGAGAAAAUGCAAAGAUUGCUUAAAAUACUGUAAAUUAGAUGGCGAUAUUGCUGGAGCUGGGACUCUGGUGUAAAUCCCUCGAGAGAUGUCCCUGAAGUUUUGAAGUAGUCGAGCGUGUUUUGUCUAUUGGCUUCUCUCACUCCGUCCCCACCUUUCUACAAUCUGCGCUUUAUAGCCCUGCACCCUUUGACUUCAGCAGGACAUUAACAGUUGGGUUCAGUCCAACACAAAAGUGGGGAUGGGGCUCUCCUUCUCUUUAGCGUGAUUCCAGAGUUGAAUGGGGGGUCCACACCCACUUAAUGAGGCCCCAGCUACCUCCCCCAAGGAUUUGGUUUUACCUUACGUAAAUUCCAGGGAAGCCUACGUUCAACAUGGGAAUCUACCAUGACAUGGCACUCAUGCUCCUGAAAGACGAAGUCCCCCGCCAAAGGAAGAGGAGCCGUUCUAGUUGCAAAAGAAAGCACUGGGGCUUUCCUCAUUUGCCUGUCCAUGGAAUCUUUAUGCUCGGCGAGAAAGGGCCCCCUGUUUCUGUUUUGUAUAUGCCACUCGCAAUCCUGUUUCACAGGUCACCGUUACUUUCUUGUCCCCCUACUCUAUGGAGAUGGACGCAGAUGCAGCCUACAGUAUGUCUGUGUUUGUCCAUCUCAUCAUCCCUCGGUCUUCUUCUCCAACAGGAUCUGUGCAAAGAAAUAUGACUCCUGUGGAGGAUGCAUAAGAAGGGGCCUAGGAAACUCUGAGGCCACACAGUAAAAAGCCUCUCAGUUCAGUCUCUGGGUAAGAAAGGCAUUUCAGACAGGGUCCAGGCUGAUCGUCUGUAACCAAAAACCUCGAGUCUUCCCAAUGGUCUGGCAUGGCCAAAGGAAAGAGAACUAGAUUGCCGAGGGGUAGGCUGGGGAGAGAUGGCAGUGGGAGUCCAUCUUUAAAGGGAGAUCUCAGUGUUUUAGGAGACCGGGUGAGGUCUUAAUGCUGAACCAUCAUCCUGAAGCCAGUGUUGUUGUUAAUUAUGGUGCUGGGGCCUGGCAGGAGACUUGGUAGUGAUAUCGUGCUCCCCAAAAACAGAUUUGGGGGAAAUGGGUGUUUGCCAAGCAUUGGGAAUGAAGCCUUAUCAUAGGACAAGAAAUUUUUUAGAAGUGAGAACUUGAUCCUGGGAACUUCAAGGGACAGAACAUAGACAUUUUUCCCAUUUAGGAUCAUUUCCUAGCAGAAAUAACAGAAUCCUAACUGAAAAAAGUUAGUCGAAAGAAAUGAUGACAACCUUUCUUUUUCAUGUACAUAAUUUUGCUCGGCCAACAAAUGCAACUUUGAAUCCCUUUUUAGCGUUUCUAUCUUUACUUACGAAAGUAGUUCGGUCGUCUGAGAAAAUGUCAACUGCUGCAGAAAUCUGGGAAGAAUAGCUCCUGACGUCGGAGACUCUGAAACGGUUUUUGUGAAAACUGGAAGAAAUGAAUGUGCUCCCCAAAGGAGGGGAGGCUCUCCAUGUGCCACAGCUUGGAAUUAUAGGACAAAUAGAACCUCGAGAAACCUGCCGGAGGAGAGAUUUUUGUAUAAUCUCCUUGUAAUAAGUAUAUUGCUAAAUGAGAUAAAGCUGACUAAUUCGCUAAUCUGAUCAGUAAGAGACCAGGCAUUAACUGCUACGGAGUGACACAACUUUCUUCGCCAAGGACUGAAACCACUUCUACAAGCAGAUGUGCCAGUAACCUGUAGAGCAUUUGGUUUCCACUGCAUUAAUUCCUACAUGUUUAAUUGGGUCUGGUGGGUGGGUGGGUGGGUGUGCCUAUGACAUUUAACCCCUCACUUGCCCUAGCAGCAUACAGCAGAUUCCCAAAGCCACGGCUUUCAUAAAGCGCCAGACUUGAUGGCUGGGAAGGUUAGGAUAUUUGGUGAACCUGGAGAGAAGGUGGCUGGAAGAAGACUGAACUCACCCUGCAAGCCAGGCCCAAGAAGGGUUAUUCUCUGGCAGUUGAUGGUACCAUCAUUUGUAAUAUGCUUGCUGUUCUGCACUGACUCCCACCUGCUCCACGUGCACUAGGAAAAUGUUCACACAUUAAAGAAAACUCUCCAGAAGGCAUCUUAAAGAUAAGUCAGAGAAGCCAAGAGCAGCCCUCCAGAGAGCUGGGUUCUGCCGGGGACAACUGUGAUUUAGGGAGGUGAACACAGGGCAGAAGCUAUCAGUGACCUCAAAUGGCCUUGGGUAGUAGGGAAGGAGUGGGGGGUAGAGGGCGGAUCCCUUUGUUACCCAUCUUCCAGUCCUUUUGGAAAGGCAGAUUGGAACCAAGAUGAAGUUGAAGUGGACAUCGGGAGUAACAAAAGUCAGUGUAGUGACCUGCCAGGAGGGAGAUAAACUGAUGCCCCUCUGCCAGAGGGAAAGAGGUGAAAACCAAGUUCAUAUUCGACCCCCAAGUGGUAGGAAUGAGGAAUUGCAGCCAGCGGGGGAUUUCCGUAUUGACCAGUGCGAUAUCAGCAGGUUGAUGAAGUAUUUUGUAGAUUUUCUUGAGAGCACAGCCUUUAUCCCAGACUACAGGUCGUACUUCCAUGGAUCAGGAAAUGAAGCCAGCAGCUCUGAAGUCUCAGUCCAGGCUAAAACCUGUCAGCUGAUUUGAAGCCCUAUGUAAGUUGGGCCCAACAGCUCCCGCUGCUGUAACUCUUUAAGAUGACUUAAUUGGAAUGUGCUCCUAAACCGUGAAACUUGUACUUAGUCCACUAAAAAAAAUAAAAAUCAUACUACCAAUUGAAAAUAAAGCAUCUCCCAUUCCUGCACUAGGCUUCAAAAUGCAUUUCUAAAAAGUGUAUGAUUUGAAUAUAUGAAAGAAUUUAUACAAGAGUGUUAUUUAAAAUGAUUAAAAAUAAAUGUAUAUAAUUUGUACCUACCUAA